This is a messenger RNA of Diaporthe amygdali, 795 nucleotides long. RefSeq names its product glycoside hydrolase. The transcript is spliced from 3 exons. The coding region runs from base 1 to 795 and encodes 264 amino acids. Lineage: Eukaryota; Fungi; Ascomycota; Sordariomycetes; Diaporthales; Diaporthaceae. The record is from RefSeq and is a predicted model, not a curated record.
AUGAGCUACACAGUCAAGGCAGGCGACACCCUCUUCUCCAUCGCUCAAAGCCAUGGCACGACUCUUGAAAAGCUCGAGGCGGCCAACCCGGGCGUAGACCCCAAGAAGCUGCAAGUCGGCCAAGUUCUUCAGCUGCCCAAGUCCGGCGCGCAGCCCAGCAAGGGCAACGGCUACGUCCAGUACGGCGGGCCCGCGUCCAACUUCCCUAAGCCGUCGGAGUGGGCCAGCUGGGACGCCCUCUGGAAGGAGAAUGAGCGUCUGAUGAAGUUCCACGACUCGGACUCCGAGAUCGCCCUGAUCAAGAAGUCGAUCGAGACGGUCGCCAAGGAGUCUGGCGUCGACCACCGCGUGAUCCUCUGCAUCAUCGUGCAAGAGUCGGGUGGUAAUGUGCGCAUCCCAACCACCAACAACGGAGUUCGCAACCCAGGCCUGAUGCAGUCCCACAACGGCGCCGAGUUCAACCCCAAGGACCCUGCUGGCAGCAUCCUCCAGAUGAUCCGUGACGGCACCGAGGGUACCAAGGACGGCGACGGCUUGAAGCAACUCUACAAGAAGUAUGGAAACUACUACGAGGCCUUCCGUGGGUACAACUCUGGCUCGGUCAACAAGCGGGACCUCAACGAUCCCGUCGGGGCGACGGCUUCCUAUGUUCGAGAUGCUGCCAACCGCUUGAUGGGCCAUGUCUGGAAUGGCAUGUUCCAGCGCAUAUGUGGACAAUAUGGUUUUGUGGCCGUGAGAAAGUCUUUGGGAACCGUCAUUGUAGCUGAUGUUGAGUCAACGGGCCAAUACCAGUAG